Messenger RNA from Suillus subalutaceus, 713 nucleotides. RefSeq names its product YIF1-domain-containing protein. The transcript has 5 exons. Gene Ontology annotation, biological process: endoplasmic reticulum to Golgi vesicle-mediated transport. The record is from RefSeq and is a predicted model, not a curated record. Gene Ontology annotation, cellular component: endoplasmic reticulum-Golgi intermediate compartment; endoplasmic reticulum membrane; Golgi membrane. Bases 285 to 665 code for a protein of 126 amino acids. Lineage: Eukaryota; Fungi; Basidiomycota; Agaricomycetes; Boletales; Suillaceae.
AGCUAGACCGCUUCUAUAUUCUUGACGGCUUUGGAGAGAUGUCGCACGCACUUCUCCGUUUCAACUGAUCCCGAAUCCUUAACCUCAGCACAUUACCGACUUUGCGGCAUGGGGCAUGAACGACACUACCGCUCAAUUCUCAAUGCACUUAGGUCAAACAGCCGUUGCUGUAAGGCAAGACUAUGUCCACAAGAAUUUCGCCGGUAUAAUACCAGUUGCCGUCCUAAAGCGCCACUUCAAUGUCUCGAACUCCUAUGUAAUCUAGUGAUUUAUACAUACCACCCAUGGCACUCGUAACCUACAUCCUCGUAGCAGCGCUACAAACUGGUCUUGAAGAACGGUUUCAUCCCCAAAUCCUCAGCGCAAGUGCAACACGCGCUCUCCUUGUCGUCCUACUCGAUUUUCUCCUCGUCCAAUGCGGCCGCUACCUCCUCAAUAUCCAAGGCACAGGUCCAGUAAUAGAUUUGAUUGCUUAUGGCGGGUACAAGUUUGUCGGCGUCAUCCUCACGCACUUCAUGGGUCUCCUCGAUCUAGGCUCAGCCAUAUAUGCCCUCGUAUUUGUCUAUGCGCAAACGCCUUAUUCAUACUGUAACACCACCGUCAGACCUCGGACAUGGCCGGGUUCAAAGACAAAGGAGCUUCCAUGGAUCUGGGAUGAUUUUUAGUAUAUAGUAAUCACCCGCGAACCGCUUCUCGUUGGCCAAUCUUCCAAC